AUGAUUGUCGACACGGAGCAUGCUGCACUUCCCAUUGCUCCUUAUUCCAAGCAAUCUGGUACGAAAUCUGGGCGCCCCACCAACCCGCGAACUCAAACCGACGAAGCCAUCAAGGCGGGUGCAAAGAGUGGUGGAAUUUUUGGCAUUUCCAGAUGCAACCGUGCAGUCGAUGGUCUAUGCCAAUCACGUGGGCUUUGGUUCCACACGGGAUACAUCAACUUGACCCGUGGCCUCGUGGCAAAUGGAUAUUCCAAAGAGGAUAUUGCCCAUUUGGCGGGUGCCAUCUACCUGAGCUUUUGGAUCGAGUGA
Molecule: messenger RNA, 309 nt
Organism: Seminavis robusta
Lineage: Eukaryota; Bacillariophyta; Bacillariophyceae; Naviculales; Naviculaceae
Source: the annotation of a GenBank genome assembly